CUUUAAUAAAUUUUUGACUAAAGAUAAGGAGAUAAUAUCGCUAUUUCUGACUAAAGAUAAGGAGAUGUUCAUUAACAUCUAUUAUUUGGUGGUACGAUUAUAAGAAUGGCUGUUACUUCUGCUGUGUCCUACAACAACAAUGAUGGAAUGCAAGCUCUUUCUAUUGGUCAUUCUAUAUAUCCUACAAGUUCUGUCAGUUCUAGUACUGCACAAUCUGUUGUUUCUUUUAUUGCAGGCCAUUUCGGAAAAAAACAUGAUGAUUUGAAAGUAAUGCUUGAUAGUUCUAACAACUCCCAAAAAUUGGAAGCAAUGAAAAGAAUUAUUGGGAUGAUGGCUACUGGAAAAGAUGUAUCUGAAUUGUUUGCUGCAGUUGUUAAAAAUGUUGUCUGCAAAAAUAUUGAGAUUAAAAAGUUAGUGUAUGUCUAUUUGGUGCGCUAUGCAGAAGAGCAACAAGAUCUUGCAUUACUUUCAGUUGCUACUUUUCAGAGGGGAUUAAAGGAUUCUAAUCAGCUUAUUAGAGCAAGUGCAUUACGAGUGUUAUCGAGCAUUCGUGUACCCAUGAUAGUACCUAUUAUGAUGUUGUCAUUGAAGGAAGCUGUAACUGAUUUGUCAGCUUAUGUCCGAAAAACAGCUGCAAAUGCAAUUCCAAAGUUGUAUAGUAUGGAUCCAGAGCAAAAAGAUGUUUUGGUUGAAAUUAUUGAAAAGCUUCUUCAGGAUAAAACUACGCUUGUUGCUGGAAGUACAGUUAUUGCAUUUGAACUAGUUUGUCCUGAAAAAAUUGAUCUAAUUCACAAAAACUUUCGCAAGCUAUGCAACAUGUUAAUUGACAUCGAUGAAUGGGGUCAGGUUGCAGUGAUAAAUAUGUUAGUUAGAUAUGCUCGAUCACAGUUCUUGGAUCCAAACAAAAACAUGGAGUCAGGUACAGAUCAAAAAUUUUAUCCAUCAGAAUCAGAAAAGAGUGACUCAGAAGAUGAAAACAAUACUUCAAAAAAUUUUUCUAUGGAUCCUGAUCAUCGAUUGUUAUUGAAAUCAUGUCAACCAUUAUUACUUAGUAGAAAUUCAGCAGUAAUUAUGGCAGUAGCAAAAUUAUACCACCAUAUUGCACCGUCGUCUGAGGUUGGGCUGGUUGUUAAAGCAUUGAUUAGGUUGCUUCGAAGCCACAGAGAAGUUCAAACUGUUGUUCUGAGCAAUAUUGUAACACUCUCUCUUCAAAGAAAGGGUUUAUUUGAUCAACAUUUAAAGUCUUUUUUUGUACACACUAGCGAUCCUACACAUAUAAAGAAGUUAAAGCUUGAAAUAUUAACCAAUUUAGCUAAUGAAUCAAGCAUUCCCACCAUUUUACGAGAAUUUCAGACAUAUAUUGCAAGUUCUGAUAAAGAGUUUGCUGCUGCAACUAUCCAAUCUAUUGGUAGAUGUGCGUCAAAUAUUCCUGAAAUAGCUGAUACAUGUCUUGCUGGACUUAUAAGAAUGCUUUCUAAUCGUGAUGAAAAUGUUGUGAGUGAGAGCAUAAUUGUUAUUAAAAAACUAUUGCAAAUGAGACAUAAAGAUCAUAGUGAAGUUAUACCUCACAUGGCAAAGCUUCUUGAUAAAGUUCAUAUGCCCAUGGCUCGAGCCAGCAUAUUGUGGCUGAUUGGUGAGUAUUCUGAUCGUAUACCUAAAAUUGCUCCUGAUGUUUUGCGAAAAAUGGCAAAGUCUUUUGCAUCAGAGGAAGAUGUUGUUAAACUCCAGAUAAUUAAUCUUGGUGCCAAGCUUUAUAUAACAAAUUCAAAACAGACUCGAACACUUUGUCAAUAUAUUUUUCAACUUGGCAAGUACGAUCAAAACUAUGACAUUCGUGACCGAACUCGAUUUCUGAGAUUCCUUUUGUUUCCAACUGAUAAAACUGAGGGAGCUAACAAUCUUAAGAAAAAAGCGAAAAAAAUAUUUUUAGUAGAAAAGCCAGCCCCCAUAUUGCAAUCUUUGUUUAAAGAUCGUGGGCAGUACCAACUAAGUUCACUUUCUCAUAUGAUUGAUUCAAUUGCAAAUGGUUAUCAAGAGUUACCAGAAUUUCCAGAUGUACAACCAGACCCUAGUGUGAGAAAUGUAGAGAUGGAAACAGUUUAUGGAAAUCAGUUUCUUUUAUCUAAAGAAAAAAUGGUUUCACCUUCUACAAAAGAAAAAGAUAAAGAUUUUUACACAUCUGAAGAAGAUGAAGAGGAUGAAGAAGAAGAUGAGAGUGGCGAAGACAGCAGUUCUGAAGAAGAUAAUAAAAAUCAUGAGAAAGAAACCUCAUCAGAGUCUAAUGAUGAAAAGGAGGAUUCAGGGGAAGAGAGUGAGUUUGAAGAGUUAUCUGAAAGUGAAGAAGAAAAAGUCAUACCUACUCCUAAAAAAUCUUUGCCAGAAAGUAGUGAAGAUGAAAGUUCUGAGGAAGAAAGUGAAGAAGAAACCUCUGAAGAGGAAAGCGAAGAAGAAUCUGAUGAUGAAGUUGUUCAAGCCCCAGUUAAACAUAAAGCGGAAACUACAAAGAAGGUUCAGGUCCAAAAUCCAAGUGAUAUGCUUCUCGACUUAAAUGACUUUUCUGUUUCUCCAAAAAAUGAUGUUAAUAUCAAUCUUGUUCCAUCGUUGGUUUCAGAUAUGGAGAGUCUUUCUGUAGAUCCUAAAAAUUGUAACAGUUUGUCCCUGCAAUCUUCACAGAAAAACUCAAAAUCUUUUGAAUUACUCAGUAAAAUUAAUGGAAAAGGAUUGAUCGCAUAUUAUAGAUUCCCUCGAACACCUUGUAUAUACUCAGGUACAAUGGUUGCAGUUGAGAUGGAAUUUACAAAUUCAAGCAAUGCUGAUGUUAAGAGACUAAGAAUUGAGAAUAAGAAGUUGUUGUCUGGUGCUCUGAUGCAGGAGUUCAAUGAAGUUGCAAGCAUCUCUCCAAAAGAAAGUAUAACAGUUACUGUUGGUAUUGACUUUAAAGAUACUGUUCAACCUGUAACAUUUGAUUUAUGCACAGAAUCUGGAAAGUUUACAGUUCAAAUAAAGGUUCCUGUUGGAGAAUUGAUGAGAGGAGUUUCACUUACUCAACAUGAAUUUACAACACAACAAAAGAAAUUGACCGGUAUGACUGAGAGUAAACUUGCGUGUCAUUUAACAGAAUCACUUCCAGUUUUAGUAUCUAAAAUUAUAGAAGCGGUUAGCAUGACACAAUCCCCAACUGUUAAUGAGAAUGUUCUAAGAUUUUCAGCCAACUUAAUUUCUUCAGGAUUACCUGUUCUUCUUUCUAUUAAAAAUGAUGGAAAUAAUAGUCAAAUAAUUGUGAACUUGGAAAAGAUUAGCAUAGGAUCGUUACUUGUAAAAGAAAUAAAGAACGCUCUUCAAUAAAGAACGCUCUUCAAUAAAGAACGCUCUUCAAUAAAUCUCUUUUUAACUUAUUUUUUUUGUGUCUAUAUAAAUAAAUUUAAAUUGAAUUUUUA
Messenger RNA from Hydra vulgaris (swiftwater hydra), 3437 nucleotides. Its product is annotated as AP-3 complex subunit beta-1. The record is from RefSeq and is a predicted model, not a curated record. Gene Ontology annotation, biological process: vesicle-mediated transport; intracellular protein transport. Lineage: Eukaryota; Metazoa; Cnidaria; Hydrozoa; Anthoathecata; Hydridae. Gene Ontology annotation, cellular component: AP-3 adaptor complex; membrane coat.